Molecule: messenger RNA, 342 nt
Organism: Mesoplodon densirostris (Blainville's beaked whale)
Lineage: Eukaryota; Metazoa; Chordata; Mammalia; Artiodactyla; Ziphiidae
Product: putative G antigen family E member 3
Exons: 1
Source: RefSeq, a predicted model, not a curated record
AUGAGUGGGCAUGUAAGACCAAGAUCCAAAUCUGCAAGAAGAAGAAAUGAUGGAGAGUCUUCCCAGCCGGUUAGACCUCUGGUUGCUCAGCAGCCCAGUGAUAAACAACCUCAACUAGAAGAACCACAAACUGAGAGUCAGGAUAUUAUACCCACUUAUAACAUUGAAGAUGAAGGAGCAUCUGUAGCUCAAAGGGCUGAUAUGGAAGCUGAUCAAUAGAAACGGGUUCUCUUGAAGACUGUGGAUGAGCCUGGAGGUGGUCCUGAUGUCAAGAAGGAGAUUCUACCAAGUCUAGAGCCUGUUAAAAUGCCAGAAGCUGGUGAAGGACAACCACAGAUUUAA